Messenger RNA from Oncorhynchus gorbuscha (pink salmon), 4398 nucleotides. RefSeq names its product ras-related protein Rab-28-like. Gene Ontology annotation, molecular function: GTP binding; GTPase activity. Gene Ontology annotation, cellular component: Golgi apparatus; endosome. The transcript is spliced from 8 exons. Bases 143 to 808 code for a protein of 221 amino acids. The record is from RefSeq and is a predicted model, not a curated record. NCBI's taxonomy places the organism in Eukaryota, Metazoa, Chordata, Actinopteri, Salmoniformes, Salmonidae.
UGAAACAUGGCGUCUGCUGCUGGGUCUAUUUUAGCUAACUGAAUAGCAAGCUAGCUAUAUUCAAAGGCUUUGACGAUAUUACUGUGAAUAGCAGUAGCUACAUUUUCAGUACAAUAAUAUCUUCAUUGCAAUAUAUUUCAAUAUGUCGGACUCAGAAGAGGACAGUCAAGAUAAGCAACUUAAAAUUGUAGUCAUCGGAGACGGCGCAUCAGGGAAGACAUCACUCGCCACCCGGUUUGCGCAAGAGGCCUUUGGGAAACAGUACAAACAGACCAUUGGCCUGGAUUUCUUUCUGAAGAGAAUAACUCUGCCAGGCAACCUGAAUGUUACCCUGCAAGUGUGGGAUAUUGGAGGUCAAACGAUUGGAGGGAAAAUGCUGGAUAAAUAUGUCUAUGGUGCUCAGGGUGUUCUUCUAGUGUACGACAUUACAAACUUCCAGAGCUUUAAGAAUCUGGAGGACUGGUACGGCAUGGUCAAGAAGGCCAAUGAAGAGUGUGACGUACAGCCUGUGGUCUCCCUGGUGGGAAACAAAAUUGACCUUGAGCAUAUGAGGACAGUGAAGGCUGACAAACACCAGCGCUUCUGCCAAGAGAACAGCCUCAUCAGUCAGUUCGUAUCUGCCAAGUCUGGAGACUCAGUGUUCCUGGCAUUUCAGAGAGUGGCUGCAGAGAUUCUGGGGGUGAAGCUCAAUAAAGCAGAGAUGGAGCAGUCCCAGAGGAUCGUGAAAGCUGAGCUGGUGGACUACCCUCAGGACGAAGCCCCCAUUAGACAAGAGACCAAUCAGAGCAAAAUCUGUUCUGUUCAAUAAUUGGAAUGUGUGGUGAAGGCAGAUAUCGUGAACUACAGUCAAGAGCCUGUGGCGAGGACAGUCAACCCCCUGCGCAGCUCCAUUUGUGUGGUGCAGUGACCCCCUCUCCCCCCACCUUCCCUCUUGCCCCUCCACAAGCUGAAUACAGCAGUGAGGGCCUCUGACCAGCAGGCUGCCCCAACACACUGGCCCAUAGCCAGAGCAGGAGAAUUGAGCUGGCCUGUUUCUUUCUGCUGAACACACACACACACUGAUUCCUCCCUUUGCUCUCUCAACGCACAAGUCUUCAGAAAGGCUGUAAUACAGUAUUUCCUUUUUUUAUAGGUUUUUAGGGUCAUCGGACCAAGUGCGGCAUAUUUUAAGAUUUCUAUAUGAGAAUCUCUCUGUAUGUACAGUAUGUAAAUUUACAGCGACCCCACAGUAUAUUCCUGGUUUCAGUAUUUAAUAUAUUUUCUUGAAUUAUUUGUUGAGUAGUAACCAGCUUUGGCUACAGCAGACACCUGCUGAAAGUUAUUAUGAAAGGAAAUGGGACCUCAGCAGUUUAAACACAUUUGUCAGUGUUUAUUUUAUUUUUGAGAAACUGUUACUAUUUUGACUUUUUUUUUUCCACUAUCUUCAUUGUCAAUUAUUCUUUAAAGGACCAUUUGAUUGUAUAUAGAUAUGAUAAGUUGGUUUCUAUAACAGAAAAAUAUACAUAAACCACUGUUUUCCAAAAUGUAUUUUUAAUGAUAGAAUGUGUUUUCCCUCUGCUGUUGUGUAUACAGAUGCCAUAUCUUAAUUUGAUCAUCCUGUUGCAGGAACUUUCCUGCAAACUUGUAGUGUUUUCGACAUUUAAAAAGGCUUCUAAAGCUAGUAUUUUCCACUUUCAGACUUACUUUUCCGUAACGGAAAAUGUAUCAACCCCUACAAAGAAUGUCCAUGAAUUAUAAUCGCAUAACAAUUAACAAUUCCUGUUGCUGCAGGAUUAUUUUCCUGCUGUGUGAAACUGGCGCAAAUUAAGGUCCGAUAUCUGUAUGCUAAAUAUCAGGAUUAGUUUUAUCGCUCUAAGUGGUACUGUCCACACCUCCCACUACCCCCUCUCCCAGAGCUCAAACCACCCAGUUUAUAUUGUCUGUUAUACAACAUGCGAGUCUAAUCAUGGAUGCUGUUUGGUUAAAACCGCAUUCCAGCCGGUGUCUAUUCCACAAGUUACCACCGGGUUUACUCUGUUCCAUCUGACUGCACAAUCCACUUUCUCAUCAGCCUAGCCAAGCAAUUUAUAAACUUGAGCUCCACUAUUAAAAAACAUACAGACAUAAUUUCUUUUAGACUAACAUUUGAUUUUCAACAGCAGAGAUUUGUAUACUGUAAACCUUGCUAUCUGUCUCUCUGACAUUUGCAACAUUGUUUCAAUAUCAAAUUCAAUCUCCAGCUGUCCCAUAAUAGUGAAUGUGUCGGGAUGAGACCGGCAGGCAGUGUUUCUUAGUCAGUCACAGUCAUGAAUCAGCUGGCAUCCUUUUUAUGGAUAUGUACAAAUAAAUGUAAAUUGAAAAAAGUUCAAACAAAACUAAGUGCAGCUAGUUUGCAGUCUUUCCAGCUUCAGUUGGAAGUGAUUGUGUUAGCUGUGUUGUUGGCUAGCUCCUCUGAACAACAGUGUCCUGACGAGUGAGCACAUUUUCUAUGCCAGGCGAAAUCGCACCUCAUUUGCUCCUUGUUAUUGAUGUAUCCAAAUAAAUGUCACUAGAAAACUGCUUAUGCAAUUGCAGCUACUUUACUGUUAUUCUGACUGUAAGUUAGUCAUAGUUGGCUAGCUAGCAAGCAAGGGAUAAGAACGUUGCCAGGCAGUAUGGCAAUGGACCAUUUAGGAACGAACGACUGGGUCGUGCCAAUAGAUACAGAACAAAAACACUGAACGACUGGAUCGCGUCUCUGGCAACUGAACCAAUAGAACGAACAACCAGCCGGCUUGGGUAGUAACCCUAGAUUUAUGUCGGGACUAUAUCAGGUGGAAGGAUUAAAUAGUAUGAAUACAUUUAUGAAAAUAACGUUUUUAAUGAAAAUAUGUAAAUCGUUAUUUGAACAUGUUGGUAACCCGUUGUAUAGACUCGAUAAUGACCUCGAAGCCGGUGUUUGGAGGAUAUAUCGACUUUGUCUCGGGCCUAGCAACACCCGUGUCAAUAUAUCCUCCAAACACUGACUUCUCGGGCAUCAUUACUUAAAUAUACCACGGCUUUCAGCCAAUCAGCAUCCAGGAGCCGAACUACCCAGUUUAUAAUCUUGAUUAGAUCACUCAUUUGUUGAUGAGAAUUUUUCUGCGCCGCAGGAAAUGCAGAUGAGCUUUGUGAUUUACAUAAAUUCACUAAAAACCCACACCAACACACAGUUAUAUUAGCAGUGUUGCAUUUUUCGUGUAGCCUCGUUUUGCCCAACCACCGAUCAAGCAACAUUAUGGACUUUCAAAUCCUGUUGCUGCAGGAUUAUUUUGCUACGACAAUACUGUUCAAAGUAAGAUCCAACAUCUGUAAAAACAAUGUGCUGAAUGUAAAAUGAACCGCUGGCUUUAUUUAGAGUCUGCUCAAGGAAUAUGUCACUAUAAAAUAUAGCUUCUGCAUUCUUAGUGCUCCACACAGUGCCCUUCUAAAUGGAAAGGUUUAGAUGUUUAGGUACUGUGGACAAACUAGUUUUAUUUCACUUGCCAAAUAGCAGCUUGCUUGAACAACUGUGAUUUCCCAUUACUUUCAAGACGUAAUAAUAACAUUAAUAACAGAUGUUAGUUAGAAAAAAUAAACUUUGAUUUAACCUGAUCAAUCAGGAAUUUCAGUUUUUCUGCCACUCUACAUUUGUGAAAUUGACCAAUUACCCAAAAAGUAUAUUUUUUCCUGAUUUAUAUUUUUGUGUUGAUAACAUCUUUAAUUGAAGCAUCAUUCGGUUUCAUGUGAUGCAUAUCAAGACCGUAUUUUUGUGGAAAACCUAUGUAGUGCUAGUUGAAAUAUAUUUGGCAUAGAACAAUUCUUUUGCUAUUUUUAACCUUGACAAUGGAUAAAAAUGUAAAUCUGAACUGGAGCAGCUUAAAGGUAUGAUAAUUCAUCUUAGCUGUAUGUUUAUAGCCUUACUCAACUGUCUGUUGUAGAACAGAAAAGACUGCCAUGAAGAACUGCUUUGACACGUGAAAUGUCUUCAUAGGAUCUUUAUCUUGUCCAAACAAGCUGAAUAACAGCCAACUUACACUCGUAUAGAAAAAUGUUAUAUCUAUAACCUAAAGGGUUCUUUGUCUGUUCCCAUGGGAGAACCGUUUCAAUAAAUAUGUUGGGUUCCAUGUAGAACCCUUUCCACGGUUCCCUCAUGGGGACAGCCAAACCAUUUUUUGGAACCCUUUUUUCUAAGAGUGUAUACAUACAUACAUUAUAGGCAUGUGUUUGUACUCGUCCCUGCUUUGUCUUGUAGUUUGUAUUUGUCAAAAUGUUUUCUUCGACCGCUAUGUGUACUUGCACACAGAGGAUGUCAACAUUUGUAUUUGUAGUACAACACAAAAUACAUGACAGGACAUGGUUGGAUUUUACUCUGUAAACCAUGGUGUUCGCCUUGUGUAAAUUAUAUAUUUGUAAAUCAUC